AUAAUAAGACGCGCGCAAGGCGGUAUUGGACGAUUCUCUGUAACGCCGUUUUUUUCCAUAAGACACAGAGUGCUUUGCGUUCGAGAGGGAGAGAGAGUUUCUAGAGAGAGAGAGAGAGUUUCUAGAGAGUGUGUGGUUUUGUUAGCUCCGAAGGUGGUUUCGUAACGGUUCCCAGGGUGUAGAAGGUGGUUUUGCUUUACGGUUUCGAUUGCAGUCGUUACAGGGAGAAAAAGAGAGACAGAGAGAGAGAGAGAGCGCUUGUGACUCAGUUUUAAAGCGCCGUGCUGGAAGCGAAAAGUCGGAGCUUUUGUAAUAAUUCGUGCUAACGGCUUGGGAGUGAUCAUAAAUUUAGUGGUGCAAUCGAGGUUUAUUAUUUGUAUAUAGUGAGGGGAUUCAGGGUGUCGGAAAGAUUUUUAGGUGAGCUUUUGUGUAUUUGACUCGGGUUUCAAUGAUGGCGUAUCGGGACGGGUCGUUUUCGCAGUCAAAUGUUUCGGCGGAAGGUUGUGGAAGGGAUGAUCUGUAUGCGGAGUUAUGGAAGGCUUGCGCGGGCCCCCUCGUGGACGUGCCUCGGUCCGGCGAGAGGGUUUUCUAUUUUCCACAGGGGCACAUGGAACAAUUGGAGGCAUCCACAAAUCAGGAGCUGGAUCAGAGGAGUCCACUGUUUCAACUUCCCUCGAAGAUUCUCUGUCGUAUUCUCAACGUUGAUCUGCUGGCGGAGCAAGAAACAGAUGAGGUUUAUGCACAAAUUACUCUAGUUCCAGAUGCAGAUCAAACUGAGCCUACAAGUCCUGAUCACUGCCUUCCUGAACCUCCAAGACCUACGGUUCACUCGUUCUGCAAAGUUUUGACAGCUUCUGAUACGAGUACCCAUGGCGGGUUUUCUGUUCUACGCAAACAUGCCACAGAAUGCCUUCCUCCUCUGGACAUGACCCAGUCGACCCCAACUCAGGAAUUGGUUGCUAAGGAUCUUCAUGGUUAUGCGUGGCAUUUUAAGCAUAUUUUCAGAGGUCAACCACGGAGACACUUGCUUACCACGGGAUGGAGUGUUUUUGUGACAUCUAAGAGAUUAGUUGCUGGGGACUCCUUUGUAUUUCUGAGGGGAGAAAAUGGGGAGUUGCGCGUUGGGGUGAGGCGUCUUGCCCGUCAACAGAGCAGCAUGCCAUCAUCGGUGAUUUCAAGUCAGAGCAUGCACUUAGGAGUGCUUGCAACUGCAUCUCAUGCUGUUGCAACCCAAACUAUGUUUGUAGUAUUUUACAAGCCAAGGACAAGCCAGUUCAUAAUAAGCUUGAAUAAGUAUUUGGAAGCUGUUAACAAUAAGUUUGGAGUUGGCAUGAGAUUUAAGAUGAGUUUUGAGGUAGAGGAUUCCCCAGAGAGAAGGUUUUUGGGCACAAUAAUUGGGAUUGAAGGUUUUUCUUCUCGUUGGGAAGGUUCGAGAUGGCGAUCUCUAAAAGUUCAAUGGGAUGAACCAGCAUCGAUUCCAAGACCAGAUCGGGUUUCACCAUGGGAGAUAGAGCCCUUUGUGCCUUCAGUACCUGCAAGCCUGGCUCAACUUUCUCCGGCAAAGAGCAAAAGGCCUCGAACACCUAUUGAAAUUCCAAAUCUUGAUGAUACUAGUUUGACUGGAUCAACUCUCUGGAAUCCUGCAUUGGUGCAGUCUGAUGAAAUGACACAUUUUAUGGUUGAAGGCAAAAGGGGUGAAAAUCAUGUUAUGUGGCAUCACAAGCAGACAGAUAUUAACAACAGCAACCCAAUUUCAAGGACUCAGACUGAUGGAAGCUGGUUUUCUUCUCAUACAUCUGUCACCGGCCAUCAAUUUCAGGAUGCGGUGGAUGCUCGCAAAAGUGUGUCUGGUUGGCCUUCUCUCUCAGGCUUCUCAACUGCACACUCAUCAAAGCUGAGCAAUGACCCAUUGCCUGACACUGUUGAGAAAGCGAAGAAGAGAGCUGACACUGCUUCUGGGUGCCGAUUGUUUGGUAUUGAGCUGAUUAAUAACUCUACAAGCUCAACUCCUAUGAUGAAGGCAACUGCACAACCAAUUAGCAUGCCAAAUGGAUCCAGUGAAGUACGUAGUACCCCAUCAGCUACUGAUUCAGACCAUAAGUCUGAUCUCUCAAAAUGUUCACAAGAAAAGGAACUGGGACAGCUGCAAGUACUACUGCCAAAAGAGAGCAAGCAAAACUGCUCUACUUCAACCAGAAGUCGCACCAAGGUUCAAAUGCAGGGGGUUGCUGUUGGUCGUGCUGUGGACUUAACCAUGUUGGAAGGAUAUAGUCAGCUUAUAGAUGAACUUGAGGACAUGUUUGACAUCAAGGGACAGCUUCGCCCCUGUGACAAGUGGCAAAUUGUCUAUACUGAUGACGAAGGUGAUAUGAUGCUCAUGGGAGAUGAUCCAUGGCGGGAAUUCUGUAACAUGGUGAGAAGAAUCUUGAUUUGCUCCAGCUUGGACGUGAAGAAGCUGAGCCCAGGAAGUAAAUUGCCCGUGUCGUCUAUAGAAGUAGUGGGGGGAGCUAGAGAGUCCAGGCUUAGAGAAUCUUGUGAAUACCGGUGCAUGGAAAUUGCGGUGUAGAAGUGAGAGAGCUUGCUGAUGAAUAGGACUCAUGGUAAGUCACCGUGAUAUGAGCGUACUGAAUAUAUAUAUAUAUAU
Juglans microcarpa x Juglans regia is the source of this 2644-nucleotide messenger RNA. Its product is annotated as auxin response factor 9-like. Gene Ontology annotation, molecular function: DNA binding; protein binding. The record is from RefSeq and is a predicted model, not a curated record. Gene Ontology annotation, cellular component: nucleus. The transcript is spliced from 15 exons. Gene Ontology annotation, biological process: regulation of DNA-templated transcription; response to hormone. The coding region runs from base 449 to 2566 and encodes 705 amino acids. Lineage: Eukaryota; Viridiplantae; Streptophyta; Magnoliopsida; Fagales; Juglandaceae.